AUGAAAUCCUAUGGAAAAAAACUUGAAAAAGCCAACUUACCCGUUGAAAUCAUAAAUAUUUUCAAGUAUUGGUAUUCAAAUCAAGUUAAUAAUGUACGUUGGGAUGGGAUCUUGUCCAAGUCGUAUGGGUUGGAGUGCGGGGUGAGGCAAGGGGGGUUAACCUCACCGACUCUUUUCAAUCUGUAUAUAAAUGACCUGAUAGACGUGCUCAGCAGUGCCGGUGUCGGUUGUCAUAUAGACGGUGUGUGCGUCAAUAACAUCAGUUACGCAGACGAUAUGGCGCUGCUGAGUGCGUCUGUCUGUGGGUUACGAAGGCUGGUCGAGGCAUGCGAGGCUUACGCCCAUUCACAUGGCUUGAUUUAUAAUGUUAAAAAAAGUCAAGUCAUGGUUUUUGGGGUCGGUCGGAAACAAUAUGACAACAUCCCACCAGUUUUUCUAAAUAACACUUUUUUACAGAGAGUGUCUAAAUUUAAAUACCUUGGUCAUAUGUUGACGGCAGACCUCAGGGACGACGACGACAUUGAGCGGGAGCGGAGAGCGUUGUCAGUGAGAGCGAACAUGCUGGCUCGCAGGUUUGCACGUUGUUCGCGUGAUGUCAAAAUCACGCUAUUCAGGGCUUUUUGUACGUCAUUUUACACGUGCAGCCUGUGGGCUAGCUAUACUCAAAAAGCUUACAACGCUCUCCGUGUCCAGUAUAAUAAUGCGUUCAGGAUGCUGCUGGGGCUUCCUCGCUUCUGUAGCGCAUCAGGGAUGUUUGCUGAUGCACGAGUAGAUUGCGUUUACACUACAAUGCGCAAACGAUGUGCAUCCCUGGUGCGCAGGGUGCGGGAGAGCAACAACAGCAUCCUACGCAUGAUCGCAGGCAGACUGGACAGCCGCUAUAUUAAUCAUUGCUGCAAUAUAGCCGGGGGGACAGUGCGGGAGUGGCUUGAGCAAUGAUUGUCAUGUCGUGUUGUUUUGUUUUAAGUACAUGUCUACUAACAUAGCUUUUA
Plodia interpunctella (Indianmeal moth) is the source of this 992-nucleotide messenger RNA. RefSeq lists its product as uncharacterized. The transcript has a single exon. The record is from RefSeq and is a predicted model, not a curated record. Lineage: Eukaryota; Metazoa; Arthropoda; Insecta; Lepidoptera; Pyralidae. Bases 1 to 939 code for a protein of 312 amino acids.